Molecule: messenger RNA, 435 nt
Organism: Eimeria necatrix
Lineage: Eukaryota; Apicomplexa; Conoidasida; Eucoccidiorida; Eimeriidae
Product: AP-4 complex subunit sigma-1, putative
Exons: 2
Coding region: 1-435 (144 amino acids)
Biological process (GO): intracellular protein transport; vesicle-mediated transport
Cellular component (GO): intracellular membrane-bounded organelle; membrane coat
Source: RefSeq, a predicted model, not a curated record
AUGAUCCGCUUCGUCCUUAUGGUCAACAAACAGGGCCAAACGAGACUCUCGCAAUACUACGAGUUUCUGGAGGUCUCGGAGCGCGCGGCGCUCGAAGGCGAGCUGAUUCGCAAGUGCCUCUCGCGCUCGGAGAGCCAGUGCUCGUUCCUGCAGUUCCGGCAGUACAAAGUGGUAUACCGGCGGUACGCGAGUUUGUACUUCAUUGUGGGCCUUCUGGACUCUGCGGAAGUCAACGAACUCGCCGUCUUGGAGUUAAUUCACUGUCUCGUGGAAACCCUCGACAGGUUCUUCGAAAACGUCUGCGAACUCGAUAUUAUGUUUCACCUCGAGAAGGCCCACUUCAUCCUCGCGGAGAUGGUCGCGGGCGGCUGCGUCGUCGAGACCAACAAGGCCAACAUCAUGGCCCCCAUCCACAUGCUCGAGAAGGCCCCCUAG